AGCUCUCGCACAGUUUCUAGUGUGUAAGCGCACGCCAUAUUGGUUUUUGUUUCGCCCUACAAGUUGUGGAAGGUUUGGGCGCCGCACCAGUUCAAAAUUCAUGGAAAAUUGACGCUUUUUCCGUGAAAUUAAUAGGUCAUUAUGAUACACCUAGUUCAGUAUACAGCCGUUAAUUAGUCGAGUGUUUUACUUUCCUGGAUAGUUUCGUACCAAAUUCGCGUGGAACGUUCGUGGAUUGUCGGUAUUACGCGGUUUUGGAUAUUUCUUGGCGUUUCCCUACGGUUUUUCUCACUGGUAUUCCCUUCGCAAGACGAAUGUGAUCCGUUUUUUUCUGUACCAAUAUUCGUAAGCAGCAGUGUGACGAGGUGUUACAAGGGCGAGUCGAGUUUUUUGCUCGAACCCACGGUUUUUUUUCUUGAAUAGAAAGAAAUUUCUCGCACUCCACUGGAUAAGGAUUUGUUUUCUGUGGCUGGAAAAUUACCACCCGAGAAGAGAAGAUAGUUUUUCAUGGUAAUGAAAUUGUAGUUUCGCGAUUGAAAGGGUCGGAUGUGUUGUGUACUGUAGCGGUAAUAUUAGUGGAAAUGUGCGGUUAGUGUGGAAAAUAAAUGGCCCAAUAAGAUCAUCGUUCGUUCUGUUUCUGUUUUGUUCUAUCCCGUUCCAUUUUUUGUAUGGUGGAUAGGGAUUGCAUGUAUAUAUAUCGAACGUAGUUUCUAGCGAGCGGCGAGAAAGUAAUGUGUGAAACGAAACGAAACAAGUGAAAAAUACAUGAUUGUAUAUCAGAGCAAGUGAUAUUGUCUACAAUUAUGGCAAACAUGUGUUAUGGUUCAUUGAGGAAAGAAAAAAGGGGAGAACUUCGAGAGCAACUGGAAUAAAGGAUAUCAUUUUCCACAAAUUGCGAUUCCCGAAGCUGGUUUUGUGGUAGAGAUUGUGGAGUGCAAUCAUGUCAGUAGCCUCUGUCAAUCCUAAAUCAUUGUCGACGUCAUCGCAACACUGUCAUUAAUAAAGCCGUCAACACUAUCCCUAUCGGUCAGUUGCGGAGAAAUAGCGAAAGUAAUCACGAUAACAUUAAAAAAGAAGAGACGGAAAAAAAACUCACGCACGAAGUUGCCGUCAUUAUCGUCAUCGCUAUCAUCGUAAUCGCCAUUAUCAUCUGUCCCUUAUCAGAGAGUGCUACAACAGCAACAACAACAACAACAACAACAAAACACCACAAAACUCUUAGGAACGAAAGAGAAACUGUUUAGAAGAGCGUAUUAAGGAGCGAAAGAGAGACUACAAGUCAGUAGUUACAUAUCUGGCACGAUAAUACCUCCUGAUUCAGUUAACCUGUUUCCUGCGUUCGCCAUUGAAACAGCUGAUUCACAGUGACCAAAGUAACGCGGAAGAUAUCUAACGGCAAUAAUAAUAUCAGUAACUGUAGCAACGGCACUAUUAACAACGCACAACCAGACUCAGCGCUCAAGGUGGGGUUCCAGGCGAUGGCGUUUGCGGUUAUGAGGGCGACUGGUGUCAGCCCUGCCAGCUCGCUAGUAAUACACUCGUAGAGCCAGAAGUUGUUUUGAGCGCGAAACAACUUCUACCGCUACCUUCCAAAUUGGAAUGUCCUGCAGCGUAGACGGGCUGCCGGCGGGGUGUCGACUCCGUGGCAUGGGCUCGACCGUUCAAAGUGGUCCACUUAAUUCGGCUUUGAGUGGAGCGCCGGAAGCAUCGUCCAAUGUUGUGCCGCUACAACGACCACCUUCUCAGAAACCGUGCUGUUUCUGCUGGUGCUGCUGCUGUUCUUGUUCAUGGGCUAAAUGCUUGGCUAUAAAAAAUGCAGAAGACAACGGGCCUACGAAAAAAGACCCAGCUAGUUCCGAUACGCUUUUCGAUGGCGAACAGCCAACGCUAGACGAGAUCCGCAGCUGGGGAAAGAGCUUCGACAAGCUGAUGCGAAGUCCCAGCGGGCGGAAGGCAUUCCGAGAGUUCCUACGCUGCGAGUAUAGCGAGGAAAAUAUUCUCUUCUGGCUGGCCUGUGAAGAGCUCAAGAAGGAAACCAACCCCGAGGCGAUAGAGGAAAAAGCUAGGUUUAUCUACGAAGAUUAUAUAUCGAUUUUAUCACCGAAAGAGGUGUCGUUAGAUUCUCGUGUCAGAGAAAUAGUUAAUAGGAAUAUGGUGGAACCAACCCCGCACACGUUUGACGAAGCUCAACUACAAAUUUAUACACUUAUGCAUAGAGAUUCGUAUCCCAGAUUUAUAAACUCAUCACAAUUCAAAGUAUUGGCACAAAUACCAGAAGGUGUUUCGGCGUCUGGGUCAACAGCGGAAAGUCCUAGCAAUUAAAAGGAAGAGAUGCGUAAUAGUGAAGUAAGCAAAGUCUAGCAUUAAGUCAGAAUGGGCGGAGGCACUCCAAAUGGUGGGAAACGUUUUUUUUUUCUCGGAAAUAAAAUUCACGUCACUAGCUUGAUUAUUCACAGCAUUUAAUUGAUUUCACUUACUAUGCACUAUGGUGGAUAGAAUGAGUCAUGCGUCAUCAAAUAGCUUCUGCUUACCCAUAUCCGAUUAUUUUGAUUCGAAUUGUAAUUAUUUCGCAAAAAAAAAUCCAAUCGCUCACAUCAUUUGGACUGCCCAUUUUGGCUUCCGCCCAUUCUCAAACAUCAUCAGUUCAGAAGAGCGACACAAAAUCGGAUCAAAAAUAAAAUAUAAACAGAAGUGUGGUGUACAUAUUAAACAAGGAAGCAUUAAUCGAAGUUUUUAACAAACGAGCAAGGGGGAAACAAUGAAACAUGAAACACGCUAUGAUUAGUUAUUAAAAUGAUUAACACAAAAUUUCAAAGCCAUAAAAGGGAAAUAGUCGCACGGCAAACAAAAAGUGAAAUUUGAUACAACCAUUUUACAUUGUGACGACCGAGAAGGAUCGAAGAAGUAGCGUUCCGUUCGCUGGAGGAAAACAGUAUGCGUGAAGAACAUGAAACUCACACACACUCACACAAAAUUCACGAUUCAUACAGAUAGUGUUAGCCGUUACUGGUAAUUUAUAUAUUGAAGUUAUUGAGUAGAACAACAAAUUAUUGGCAAGAAAACAAAAACCCCGGUGAAAUCGUACUCUGAAGUGUCACCACCAAUAGUCAAAAACAGACGAGAUAUAUAUACACGAAAUGAGAAAACAUAAUUUAGUUUGUUGUCGGGAGCAAGUUUGCCUUUAACACACUUGAAUACUAGCUUCUUUAUUUGAUUACAUUGAAAGCAAUUUCCAGUCAUUUUAAUUAGUAGACAUUGCAUGAUGAACGGGGCAGAUUUUUUUUAGCAAAUUGCGCGGUUGUUUGAUGACUGAACAACGAAUACAUGCAGAUUAUAGGCCUCCAAAACUUCUCGAGUUGAAGCAUCUUAUCUGUUAUCUGUAAUCGAAGGAUUCAUUUUUUUAGCGAAAGUCAAGUAGUGCAAUAUUAGGUAAGAGUGAACUUUGAGGUUAACAAUACAGUAUCUCUUCAGUACCUUUUCAACGCAUAGUGUAUGUGAUUGUGGGUUAACGGUUGACGUAGUAAAAGAUGUGUCAAGAACGGGUGAUUGGAAACGCCUUCACUUCCUUCCUUCUUGCACAUGGCUACUGUAAGUUGUUGGAAAUUUAGUGUCCUCUUUGCUAGAACCCGGAACGAUUUAAUUGGAUGAUAUAGUUUCAAAAAAAUACUGACAAAGUACCAGAUACAAAGAUGGAUUCCGUCUGGAAGUAUAUUUUUCGCAAUACGUUUCGACUGAAGCCAUUCUAAUCGUAAAUUCUGCCGGUUUUAUUAAGGAUGCCCAGGCAUCCUAAUUUUCGCAAUAUUUUCGCAACCUAUACUUUCAUAGACGAAUGAACAAAAUUCAUGAAUAUGAAGAAAUAGUUGAGUACAGUAAAUGACGGUAACAUUAAACGUCGCAUGGCAACCUCGCUGUUCGAGUAUCGUGAAUACACCAAUCGAAAAGCUGUCAUGAAAAAGAAGGCGAUAGCCUUCGGAAUACUGACGUAUUUUUGGUACGCCUGAGGAUACCAUCCAUUGAAACAUCGAAAACUGCAUCGUUACCAUAAGAGAUAGAAGAGGUUCAGCAAGAUAGAAGGAGUUUCGAGGACCAUUGGAAAACUAAAGGACAAACAGAUCGAGUUCAAUUGCGAUCCACUUUAGUUGUUACAAUAAACAACUAUACUAGCGCGAUGAUGGAUAUGUAGUUUGAAGUUCAGCUGAUACUUCGACACCCAAAUCUACCAAAUGUAAAGCACUGUACGCUCUAUUUUGCUGCAGAAAGAGAAUAUCGCAAUUUAGGUGUCAUAUUCCGCGAAGUACUCACGUAGUUUCCUACUUACGCUACAUAUGGUACGAAACGGAUUUUUAUUAUAAUUAUAGUAUUCCUAUAUUUAUUUAUUUAUUUAUUUAUUUAUUUAUUUAUUUAUUUAUUUAUGUAUUGGUUUAUUUAUUCAUGUUAGCAUAUUUAUUUACAUGUGCCAUUCAUUGUAACCUUCGUACAAUUUCGCUGGUUUAGGCAAAUUAUGGAGAGAGAGUUUAAGAAGUGUAUAGCCUACCCAAGCUCAAGCUUAUAUAUAUUUUUCAUUUUCAUCAUUAUCAUAUAAGGCGUCGUGCACAAAUUAUGUAACGCUAGUAAGGGGAGGGGGUCGAAUUUGCUAUACUCUUCUUAAAUAAUUUUAAACACCCCUAUACAUCUUGAGCAACUAGCUUCGGUUAUGGGAGCGAAAAAGGGAGAUGAUAAAGAACGUGUUUUAACGGAUUUAACAUCAGCCUAUAAAUGUUUCUCGAAUAUCACGUUAAUCUACCGGAUCAUGAAUUCGUCCGGGCUGCUCAACAUAAGCUUAUUCCAUCUGUUAUCGCAGGAUGCAACAUAAAGCUAGGUCACCUUGGUCAUGCUGAAGCAGUUCAAUACAGUGGUCCAAGCAAUGCAAUGCUGUUCGUUCAGGAAGGCACUGUUCUUCGAACGCAUUUUCUCAUGGGCUCGAUUUUAAAAGUGUGUGCGAGCUGCCUGAAUUCAGUGUUAUUAGGUAUGAGGGGGACCUAAAGAGAUGAACCAGCCUACGGCUGAAAGUCUCUAUAAUAAAGAAUAAAAAAAAAAAAGGUAUGAGGGAUUAUCAACCCAGUGAGCACAAUUAAUGUGGAUGGAGGAACAAACAAGAACCCUUGUUUCAAAAAAGUCAUCCCAGGACCCAGUGUUGCCAAACGUAGAGCAGUCGCGAUUUCACUGACAGAAUUAUGGCUAUAUUUGAUAAUGUGAAUACGGUAUCAUGAUUAAAUUAGUCGUUCUUCCAAUCAUCAAAAAGUUUCUACAAUAUUGUUUUUGUUUCAAUAGCAAAAAUCCUUAAAUAAAAAUUACUUCAACAACGUUUCGAUUUCACUCGAACUACUUUUCUUGAGCCAUUUUAUCUUAAUCAGCUCAAAUGUGAGAGAUAGCGAUGCGAAGCGUGUUUAACAUCAAAUAACAUCUUCUUCUUGAAUGGCGUUAACUUUCCCUGUGGAACUUUUGCCGUCUCAACUAGCAUUAACUAGCAUCAUUUAUUAAUACAUAGUUGAGAUUUCCGAAUAACCGAAUCCGAAACCGAAGCCGAAUAACACGCCUUGAAUGUAUUCCGAGAAGCAAGCUCUAGAGAAUACGCGUAACCACAGUGCAAGUCGAAGGAAAUUUCUCUGAAGAAAAAACCCCCCCCGGCCAGAACGGGAAUCGAACCCGAACACCCGGCAUGAUAAUGUGAAACGCUAACCACUUGGCCAUGGGUGCAUCUAAAAUAACAUCAUCGAGACUGAAUGGGGUAGAGAAAAUUGGAGAAUGCUUUGAAGUACCGAAAUCUGCGAGAAAAACUCAGCAUUAAUCGACUGGAGUGCAUCAACAUUUUUCGUAGUUGUCGAUAAUUGAGAAUUAUCAAUGUUAGAAAAUGGGUAAAAUGAAACAGAUGAUAUCCCUCAAGACGUCCUCGAAUUCUACAUUCAUAGGAGAAAGGCAUCCAAUUUCUCGGUAUCUUUGAAAUCCUUUUCUCAUCUAUCACCACUGAAUAAGAUACAUAGUCAGCAGCUCGUUCUUUCAAACAUUCAAACAAACAAUUUUCGCUCCUAACUCAGCCGAUUUUCCAACACAGGAUAUGGCAAUAAGCUAGACCAUUUUUGACGCAUGUUUUGACUCAUAUUUUCGUUUCAGAUUGAACCUUCAAAAUAGUACCAGCUUUAUUACAAAUCAAAUAAACCAUUUUCUGAUUAAUGCACGUAAAAAAGUAUAUUUCAGAGAAUUUUCCCUGGAAUACAUGUCAUUCGUCAACCACUUUUCUUUUUCUACUGGUGCAGGUUUCCAGGUUACUUUAAUUCAACAACACACGCCACAGUGGUAAAAAAGCGAUUGCCAAUAGACACUGUAAUGGUGAAUGAACUCGACAGCCCUCUAAUGGCGAGAGCACAGUGAAAUCGAAUGAUUUUUUCCAAAACUUUCUCUUUCUCGUGUGUACUCACGCGUACAAUACAUCCCGUUCUCUCUUAUAAGCAGUUAAUGCUUAUGACCAGCGUUGCCAAUAUUACAGUUUGAACUGGAUUCUUCCAGUUUUUUUUUCUCGAUCCAGUAAUCCAGAUCCAGAUCUUCCAGUUUUUUGGAAUAUCGUCCAGUUUUAUCCGGUUUUUUAUAUUUUUGCUCAAGUUUCAUCCAUUUUAUGUACAAUGAUAAAUAUUAUCUCUCCCUCCACCUACCUAUUCCUUGAGCUAUUUAUUUUUUACAUUUAUCGUUCGAGCUAGGAUCGAUCUCUCUUUUCUUACAUAGUCAACUCAGUAUUGCUUACAUUUCCGAAUUCAAUACGGUUAGCGCGCAGUGCGUGUACAGAAAAUAUAAUGUUUUUAAGUCGUGUUUCAUAUACCUCAUGGAGUAUUGUUGUUUUGGCAUUGAAUGUGCUCAUUUGAGUAUUGAAAUAAAAUUAUGGGAAGUUGUUUAUGGUAUUUUUCUUUGGUAUUUUACCUCGUAUCUCAUGCUAAUCUGUACCUUUUUAAGGUAUAGAACUAUUCGCAGUUUUGCGACGAUCUUUCAAUCAGCGAUUUUAUGGAUAUGAAGCGAUAAAUGCGAGACUCUUCAUGUUUUGCCCAAAUAAAACCGUCCCUCAAAUAUCGUUUCACAGUUAUUUCAGUUACAGUUUUAUGAACUCCAUAUAAUUACUACACGAAGCUUCAAAGAAAAUUUUAUUACUUGAGCAUUGGAAUGGAUAAAAAAAUAAUUUUAUAUAAAUCAUAGCCAAUCUUCUUAAAAUAAAACGGUUCUCCAGGAUCCAGUUUUUCUUCCAAUUUUUUUGAGAGUAAUCCUCCAGUUUUUUGAAAAAUAUUAUUGGCAACCCUGCUUAUGACAGACAUGGCUACAGUUGUACUGUGCGCAGCGCCAUAGACGAUUUGUGGUGGGUAGCAUGAACAAAUCGAAUCAAAACACUUGGUAAACACCCUUUUCAUUGGCUUUCUCGUAAGCCAGUACUCAGUCUUGUCCGCCACAGAGCCGAUACGGUCCCGACAAGGCCUUUGCAGCCAAAUUGUCCACCAAGACACAAGUCCAAUCGCCAGCCUUUGUUUUAGAUUGACUUUAAAUAUCCCCAUCCAGAGAAAUCGAGAAAUUUUUCUUUACGAACAAUUUCUAGACCGGCUCUUACAAAACUUUUGAAUUCAUAUCCUUUAUAUCUGUACAACGCGCGCGACGCUCAAACUUUUGUAGACUACUUUUAUUUUUUUAACUACUACAAUAUAAAAACAACAAAAUAAAAAUAUAAAUAGUCCAUCAUCACCAAGAUCAUGACAGACAUAAUAGAGACGAAUACAAAUUGAAAAACAAAAAAUAUAACAUAGAAGAAAAAUUGUUCAAAAUUGUCUAAACAGUAUAAUCCGUUUAAAAAAAACUUCGUCUGGUCAUACAUUGAGAAUAAUAAAAACAAAAAAAUCAAAAAACCAUUCACUUUAAGAUAUCCGUUCGUAUAGAACUUCGUCAGUCAAAAUCGUUAUCAAAAUAAAAAAAAAUUGGCUGUUAGGAAAAUACAGCUUUAACGUGUGAAAUACAGUUUCUCUUAAAUUCUGCUAGUGUUGUUGAACGUUUAAUAUGUCUUGGCAUCGAGUUGAAAACAUUUACUCCUUUAAAAUAUAGCGAAUUUUGUGAAGCACAUGUUAAGAAAUGUGGUGUUCUUAUUUCAUCCGCGUUUCUAGUAUUAUAUCUAUGAAAGUCACUUCUCCUUUCAACUCGAGACAGCAAACCGUUGACUACCUUAAAAACGAACACCAUAGUUAAAUACACAAUUAUUUGCUUCACAGAUAACCAUUGCAGAGCGUCCAGCAUCAAAUAUGGGGAAGUGAACCUGCUACAUUGUAAAAUCAAACGCGUUAUUUUAUUCUGCAAGGGCUGUAAUCUCGAUAUUUGCGUUUCAUUGGCCAAAAACAAAAUGGAAGGACAAAAGUCUAGAUUAGGAGAGAUGAUUGAUUUGUAUAGCUGUAUUUUACUGCAAAUAGUUAAAUCAUUUCUUAGUCGACACACAAUUCCAUACUUCUUGGCAAUUUUCUUGAUGACAUUGUCAAUGUGAGUAUUGAAUUUAAGUUUGUCAUCAAUAAUCACGCCAAGAUAUUCAAUCUCCCGAACGCGAUCAUCAAUCACAAUAGAGAUGUUUUCAUUUAUUCGAUUUCGCGAGAUUACCAUAUAUUUAGUCUUAUUAAUGUUCAAUUUCAAUUGCUUAUACUUCAACCAUCUACUUAAAGAACGCAAAUCUCCAUUCAAGUGUAAAACGACCUCAUGUAAAUUGUUAGCUGCAAUGAAUAACACAUCAUCAGCAAAAAGAUUAAUAUCGCAAUAUCGUGAAACUCAUCGCAUGUAAUCGAUGUACAUAAUAAAUAAAAGGAUUCAAAGCAAGACAUCAAGGUCCUCAUGGGAGUUCAGGUUGGAGUAGAAGUCCAUCGUGAGGAUUGGCUCCAUCAACACGGACUAUGAGUGGAUGUUCAUAUUCUAAAUGAGUAAAUACAGCAAACUACUUGCAGGACUUAGAGGACACAUUGACAUGGUGUAACGCGGGUCACUUUCCUACCAUUGACCAGCGCAUUAAGGUCACUUCAUCAAGGCAGUAGAAAAAUCUCCCACAACUCAUGUCUUGUAGAACGUUACUGAAUGAGUCAAACGUUAGCUGUUGCUUGCCUCUAGUACCAUACACAGAAACGCGAAAAAAAGGAAAGUAGAAUGAUUUCAAGACCUGGGUCGCGUCGGAAUUACUAGAUUUUUAUGACGUUGUUUCAUGUUUACAAUCUUCAAACGAUUUAGUUCUUCGCUUAUUUUUCGUCGGUAUAUUUCCGCCACGUUCAGUGCCAAUCACCAACAUCAGGGAGGCAACUCCACCACUUACCUAUCAGGCUCAACAACUCAUGUGCCGGAGCAACAGCUUUACUUUCCUUCAGAAAAUCCCAACGUCGCCAGCUGUUGAGGCUCUUACGCUAACCACACAACCAAUGGCGCCGUCACUCUCAAAAGUUUGUCACUGUAUUUUUGGCGCCAAUUGUUUAAUUUUGAUCACAUUUUCCGCGUGUUCCUCUGUCACCAAGACAAAAGCUCCAGAAGUCAAUACCGCCACACCACGGUCAUGUUGAACAAGCCAUGGAUAGGGUUAACAGCAUUUCAAAUAGCCAAAAAGCAUCCAAUGGCGAAACACGAAGAAUGAUCACGAAUUACACGAACUCUCAUUACUCUAAUCUUAACACAUUAAGGGCCGCACGUUUUGGGGCAAACUUGAACGCUUCAUUUGUUCGGAUUCCACGAAUGAGAUCGUUUCCUUCGAUGUGGAUGAGACGAAGGCGAGCCUUCGGUAGACCUUGUUAGAUUCUUGGCAAACCAAGCAUUUAACCCUCAAGUGCAGAAAACACGGGUUAUUCCGUGAUCCAUCCGUAACAGACGGAACGCGAAACACGAGAAAACUCGUGAGCGGCCCGCAAUAUGUUGACAAAUGCUGUUUGAUGGCUUCGCUCGAUUAGGGAAAUUUCGGUACUAUUGCUAUUUCUAAUCCUCUCUAUAGAAGGGUUUACACAGAACUGAGAUGUAAGAUGUCUCUUAUACUCCGUGGUGUUGUUAUGUGGAAUGAGUUGUAUAACAAAACAUGUUAUUGUAUUUUCGACUGUUGAGGGUUAUUUCGGGCUCUACUUGUUCUGAUCGCGUUGACAUACUGACAUUAUUUCUGUGGAUCAUUCGUAUUCAACUAUACAACAAUUACAAUCCGUUAAAUUUACAAUUCAUUAUGAGUGUUCUUUGUUUGGCAGUGGAUGCUGCGAUUCCAUGUACCAAGCACUCUACCAGAAGUGGAGGCGAAACUCAUCUCGUCAUCGAUUGGUAAAUGAUCAGAUCUUCAGAUACGGACUUGGUCACCCACGUCAGGAUGGAUUGCUGUGAUUCGGCAUGAACCCCUCCUGAGUUUAGGUAAACUAUUGUUUUUCAGGAGUACCAAAUUACCGACCAAACCAUUCGGCUGCCGACAGUAGUGCUUUGUACGCAAAGUUUCCAGAAUGCUCGUGCUCGUUGUUGCAUCUUCUGCCGAAGCAUUCGCCGGUUCUUCGGAAUUCGGACCCGAGACAGAUUAGAUGACUGAUUUAUCCAGCAAAUAUCCCAGUGUUACUUUCUCCAAAUGAGCAGUCAGUGGAUGUGAAUAAAGGUGAAGGUGGAAUCUAGCCAUUGUAGUAGUAUAGGUAAACCCACGUGUAAAAAUGGGGUAAUAGUGUUUGUGGGAGAAGAGCAAAGCACACGUAAAUAGAUCAAUUCACUUAUCAGACUGUGUGGCGCUUCAUCGACACGAGUUUUUGAAUACAUUUGAAAAAAAAAAAACAAUUCAAUACUAAAGUGAAAUGUAUGAACGAUAUGUUCCGAUGAACAAUUGCAAAUAUAAAUAUAUAUAUAUAUAUAUAUAUAUAUAUAUAUAUAUAUAUAUAUAUAUAUAUAUAUAUAUAUAUAUCUAUAUAUAUAUAUAUAUAUAUAUAUAUAUAUAUAUAGAAGGUGCAUUUGCAUAUGAAGUAAAAUACGCGAGCGAAACAUGAGCAAAUUUAUAUUAAAAAUUAUGUAAAUUAUAAAUUUUGGGACUCCUUUGGUAUUAACAAGUUCUUCCGUAUAGUAACUCGAUGUUGAUAAUUCCUUAAUAUAUUCCUUCGUUGAUCGUAUUGUUUUCACAUAUUCACGUUGGAAAGCCUUAACCCUUCUUUUCGUUGGCCGAGGCAUUUUUAUUGAAUGUAUUUUCCGUUUACUGUUUUUGAAAGCAUAGGCUGCCGUGGCAGUGUUCCAAGCUCUGCAAUACAAUUUUCUUACCCAAUGUUAAAGUUGAUAAAACUUACAUUAUAGACCCAUUAAACGUAAAAAUAAUAAUUGUAUUGAUAUCAACACAAUUUUUUUUCUAUUGAUUUUCAUGACAUGAAACGCUAUGACUCAGGAAUAACAUUUUAUUGAGUGGUUUUUAUAGCUGUUUCGAUGAUGUUGUCUGGAAUCAGUGUCGAAAAAAUAACGAUGCUUUUACCAAUAUAAACAAAACCAUUGCCGAAAAUGAAAAUUUAACUUUCAGAGCACUAGCUCCAGUUUUCCGACAUUUUUCACUAUACAGUGCGACAGCAGAUGAAAAUUGAAUAUCUUGUGAGUAAUCGAUUAGAGUUUGAUUGAUAUUACUUGAUGGGAAGUGUGCGAAAAGGAUCAUUUUCUUCACACUGUUUCGCAAAAUUAUUGAUUUUCGGGUGAGGGGUGAGGAAGGGAGAUGAAAGAAAUGAGCGCCAUUGUGGCAGCCAUUUGUGUCCACCUUCACCUUAAGACAAAUAUCCAUCUGAUACAGGAUAUCUUCAGUUGAUAUGGAUUCCAGACGAAUAACACUACGAAAGUGGUGUUUGAAUGCUUUGACUGUGGUCUUCCAUGGACCGUCAGGUGUCGGUACUCGGGUGGAUCUAAAGCUGAAAUAUAUUGAUGACUAUGCAGAAAUCGAUACUACCUUUAGCUAGAAUUGCUGAUCAUUGAGUUGUUCGCAGAGUAUCCGCAGUUCCUGUGCAUCCACGGAUUUAUUGGUAUUCUCAUCAAACGAGGUGGUUGACAUCUUCCGGAAAAUGAUCCGUUCCAAAGUUUCGCCCACGAGAUCGCCUACUAAUUCGAGCUGUACGGUCUUAGUGGCCAUGCCGACGAAUACAGCAACGUAUGCGUGGACCAGUGGAGCUGAUCUCGUUCGAUCUUAUGUCAAACUGAACCGCUUGAGUUAAUUCUCUUACUAAGAAUGGAGAGAUACGCCCCUUCGAUAGUUUACUCAUCAGCUGAUGUCUUGUUCGAGGACGAAUGCGAUAGUAGUGAAGGCUGUCAAGGUUCAAUGGUCCUAAUCUGCGUGGAGAAAUUACUCAUCAACUGAAUUAAUAAGUAGCGAGGUGAAAGGUUGGGCGGCAGGUUGCCUGAGGGUGAGACCUGCAACCCAACAAUAGGACCGCCCACCACCGGAGAAGCUUGCUCUAUCUUGGAUGAAUGGAUACAAGGUACGUAAUGGUGACUCGCUGAGUUUUACAUCAUCUUCGGCUUGGAGAAAGGUAAUUUCCUAUCUGAAGUAGUCUGAUUGUACCACAUUCACAAGCUACAUCAACGCUUGGCGAAGUUCUCCUAAUGUUAGAUGCGGCAUAACUUGCUUGUCGGAUCCAGCAACCCUGAUUCGACAAUGACCCAUGAACCUACAGCAGUAUGCAACGAGUCUCGAUAGCACCGAGUAGCGAAUAAAUGAAGUGCAAUCAGCAAUUUCUUAAGGUCGAGUAACAGUGGCAAGCAAACAGAGUUUCGCUUCGACAACUUCUGGUAUUUUUCCUAUCUUGGACAGGAAACACACCUGGCCACUCAGAACGAACGGUUGGAGAGUUCUAGGAAUCGAGAUGACUCGCAUCGCCCAGAUUCUCUGAGCCGGCUACUUCCGUUUGUCCCGAAGGUACUGUAGUUCAAUGGUGGGUUUUGCAGUUGUGUGCUUUCUCAAGAUACUGAAUGAAUACAUUGGCGUUCCCAGUAAUCCCAGUGUAUUAGAGAGUUUGGACAUUUUGGAGAACACCAGUGUCCGUUGUAAGGAUAUGUAUUGAAACUCGGUUUUCCAAUUCAAGUCUUAAAUCACUUCGUUUAUUGAACUUCUGACUGUUUUAAUGCUUCACCAUCUAUCUGACAUAUCUCGCUCUCUGUCAUCGAUGCCCCUCCUUCAGGAUCAUGGUUGCUUUAUCCAAGGUGUCUCAGACCUGAAAUGAGAGACCCUACAGCCGUCUUUAAUACUCUGUUUCAUACAUGUGAUGUGUAUUGUGUAACGAAAGCAUUUUGUUCCAUUCAAUCUGUUGAACGUCACUCGAGUUCAACUAAUUCUUAUCGCGCUGUAAGCCACAUAUGGGUUUCGCAAGCAAAAAAAAUUAUUCCGUCACGAACCAGGACCAGAUAACACAUAAUUUUAACAAUCGAGACAAGACAACAUCCAAAAAUGAAACCUCGAUAUAAAUUUCCCUACAAUUCUAAGAUCAUACGAUAAAAUCAUCAGAAGAAGCUGAUAUCAUAUUCGAUAGAGAUAAUCCCUGAUGCAAAACUUCAAACAAACCCGCAACUACAAAUAUUCGUCAAGGGCUUAGAAGGAAGUCAAUGGAGGAAUUGGAUGGAUUAGUUGUAGACAGUAUGGUAGACAAAGUUCAAUCACCUUUCAUCUAUUUUUCCACUUCUUGUAACUUAGGGCAGUUAUGGACCCCUUCAAAAAGCUACUAUAAACGUUGUUUCAAGCCACUUACCUUGCCUUACCACUUACUUGCCGACGCGCCUUCACGACCUAUUGUACUGAAUGUCUUGGCAAGCGCAACACUUACCACUGUUGACCAGGGCUUCGAAAAUUCACCACACUCAAUAAAUGAGGGGUCUUAUUCCCAUAUACACUUCACGGUGAAAACGAAAUGAACUGCAUCCGCGAUGGCAGAGGUACGGUGUCGACAUCUGGAUACGAAAUUGGUUUUUCAUUGAAACUUAUCAUUAUAAUAUAAAAUUAUCUUCAGAUACAAAACAAAGUUUUCCAUUUACAUUGAACACUAAUGUGAUAAAGAGAAGUGAAUAUCCAUUCAAAAUUUCUGUUUGAAAAAUUAAAAAAAAAUGUAAUGGGUUGUAUCUAGGACACGACCGCAGUUUUCGACGUAGAACUAUGAAACUGUAUUAUUCAAUUCACUUGUUUAUCACUUUGAAUAUUAUUUUAGAAUGUAUCGAAAUAUUUGAAAUGCCUUUUUGGCUACUUAAUUUUUUAUUACUUCAGUAGACUCGAAAGAGUCGAGUAGAGUCGAAAGCUAUCAGCAUUUUUCGAUUAUUUGGCUCAAUUCGCAUCAGACUUUCACUCAUCAUCAGACACUCAGAUAUCGAUCACAAACUAUGAACCCUUUUGCUCCUAUAUGUCGCUUGAGAUGUGAUCGAACCCCACAACAUGCAACAGUAAGGUUAUAAUGCUGGAAUUUGAAAGCAUACUUUCAUGAAAUAUUUAUUUAUUUAUUUUGGCUUAACGCCGUUACAACAUGGUCUGAUUCACAGUCUUCUUGUGUAUCGUUCGUUGCUUUUAAUGGUGCGGCUUGCAAGGCCUGCCUACCAACCCCACUAUCUCACAGGAGGACCAUCGUGAUACUGCUGCUUUACGUCCCGAGUAUCACCUGGACUGGGCAAAGACGCUUAUAGAGGCGUCAAUUCGCUUAGAGAAGCUGUUUCCGGAUUUUUUGUGGCUUUUCUUGGGGACUGGCAAUGCCCAAUGCUCAACCCACCACACCCUAGACAGUUUCCCUUCACCAGUACAACCCGGAAAAACGAUCUAUGACGAUAGACUUUCUGACCCGAACGGGAAUCGAAGCCCGAAGCCCCCAUCUUGGCAAGCGCAACACUUACCACUAGGCCAUGGGGACUGUUUAUCUAAAUAAAUGCAGCGUAUAUCUAUAUUCCAAAAUUCUGGAUACUCUUCCACAUCCGCACUAGCACAAAAAUUCUCGUAUGCUGCUCUUUUUUGUCGUAGCACACCUCGAUACAGAGGGCUUCCUCUUCUUGUGUCGAGCUGUAUAUGUAUGUGAGUGAAAUCAGCAUUAGGCAUGAAAGAUAUCCGCUCGUUGUGUUAUGCUAGCUCACUCGCAUCUGUGUUUUCAUUCUAUUCUAUUUUUGAUUUCCGCCUCUAGCCCUGAGAAGGGCCCUUAUGGAAAGAAACUCUAUUCCAUACUUCUCCUUCACCCGCC
This is a messenger RNA of Toxorhynchites rutilus septentrionalis, 15194 nucleotides long. RefSeq names its product regulator of G-protein signaling 17 (gene Dhit). Lineage: Eukaryota; Metazoa; Arthropoda; Insecta; Diptera; Culicidae. The coding region runs from base 1600 to 2322 and encodes 240 amino acids. The transcript has 8 exons. The record is from RefSeq and is a predicted model, not a curated record.